AUUAUUCUGAAGCACCUACAUUACAGUUUCCUUCAAUAGCGGCAAAAUAUUAUUUUGUUUUUGUGCGUUAGAUGGCGCGAUUAAAUAAGUGUUUCUCAUCUAUGUGAAACCCAGAGAAUCGUGUAACUUUAUUUCCUUUCCUAUCAUUAACUUUAUAGGCUAUAUUUCUUUUACUUUGGAGUGUUCAAUACGCACGGUUUAUCCAAAUUAGUGUUGUACGUGUCAAUCUAAAUAUGCCUAAAGAAAAGGAGUCGUUAUAUACCCGAAAAUACCGAGUUGCUUGGGAAUCCGAUGUUGAACUUAAAGGAUGGAUUGGUCCUGUAUUAGCAGAUGAGACAAAGUCGCUUUGUAAGAUAUGUAAAUGUACUUUAGCUGCACAUAAAAAAGACUUACUGCUUCACGGUAAAAGUAAGAAACAUCAAGAGGCGGAGAAAAGAUCUUUGGCUGGCCCGAGCCGCGUUCCUGUUGCAGCAAAGCCAGCUCUCACAUUCUUCGCCGUGAUCGCCACAUCAAAUGCUGUUUUUUUUCCUGAUUCUGCUGAAAAAUGGGAAAGAAUUGCAAGAAUGUUUCAGGAAAAAUGGCAUUUUCCACACUGUCUCGGAGCCAUGGAUGGCAAACAUAUAGAUAUAGUUCCCCCAGGUAAUAACGGAUCGUUCUACUUUAACUAUAAAGGCAGACACAGCAUGGUACUGCUCGCAAUAGUGGAUGCUACAUAUCGGUUUCUCUUAGUGGAUUUUGGAACUAAUGGCCGAAUUUCAGAUGGAGGUGUUCUUUCAAAUACUACAUUUCAUGAAAGAUUGCUCAGUAAUAACCUCAAUAUGCCAGACCCUAGCAAUGUCUCCGAUAAUUUCAAACAAAUUCCCUACGUGUUUGUGGCCGAUGAUGCCUUUCCCCUAGCAACGAAUAUUAAUAAGCCGUUUCGACAAGCUCAGCUAGACUCAGCUUCUAAAGAGAUUUUUAAUUACCGACUUUCCAGAGCAAGGCAUGUUGUGGAAAAUGCGUUUGGAAUACUUGCAUCCAGAUUUCGUAUAUUCCAUACACAAAUCAAUUUAGAACCAAAAAACAUAUCAAAAGUAGUGAUGGCAACGUGUGUCUUGCAUAAUUUCUUGAUGCAACAACAACCAACCACUUAUGUGCAUCCAAAUAAUACAUAUCAGGAGAAUUAUGACGGGGAAGUUAUAUGCACCGGCUUGGAUACCUCCGAAUCGAACAUGAUCGCAUUGGAACGUCAAAACCAAGGAAAUUGGAAUUCUACUGCUAAACAGUUAAGAGAUAAAUUCAGUUCCUACUUUAUGCAUGAAGCUAACAGAAAACGCGAUGUAGACUCCGUUGCCCCUACAGAAGAUUCUGCUUGCGUGGUGGUUGAGGGGAAGGAAAAUACUUUCCAUACUGUCAGCAAGAAUCCGGAAGAAUGUAACAUGGCUGGGACGUGCGGACCACUAACACAUAGUUCAUGGGAAAACGUAUCAGUUUCAAAUGAUUCAGGUCACGAUAUAGAUAAUGUGGUUUGCACUGAUUUCGAUGAUAUAUUUGUCCAGGGGGAAAUUGCUUUUACAUUGGAGAGCGGUAAAAAUGAUAGUGUUGUGCAGGGACAUAAACUCACAGGCGAUAAUGAUUCUUUGAAAGUUUGUAUUACGGGGAGCGUAACAGAUUAA
Molecule: messenger RNA, 1655 nt
Organism: Acanthoscelides obtectus
Lineage: Eukaryota; Metazoa; Arthropoda; Insecta; Coleoptera; Chrysomelidae
Source: the annotation of a GenBank genome assembly